Conger conger (European conger) is the source of this 2031-nucleotide messenger RNA. RefSeq names its product interferon regulatory factor 5 (gene irf5). Gene Ontology annotation, molecular function: DNA-binding transcription factor activity, RNA polymerase II-specific; protein binding; RNA polymerase II cis-regulatory region sequence-specific DNA binding. Gene Ontology annotation, biological process: regulation of transcription by RNA polymerase II; immune system process. The transcript is spliced from 9 exons. The record is from RefSeq and is a predicted model, not a curated record. The coding region runs from base 174 to 1667 and encodes 497 amino acids. Gene Ontology annotation, cellular component: nucleus. NCBI's taxonomy places the organism in Eukaryota, Metazoa, Chordata, Actinopteri, Anguilliformes, Congridae.
GGUGGCACUUAGUGUUACUAGUUGCACACUUUGCGUCAUUUGUUUCGUUUCAUGUUUAGUUAGCUGGCUGUAGUUGGAACGUUAGUCCGGGGAAAUCAGGGUGGUUGGAUCAGGUUUUGUUAGCUCCUCCUCAGGCAUAUUAGCCUGUUGAAGUUUUCAGGCGGUUCCCCACCAUGAGUCUACAGUCUCGGAGGAUCCGGCUGAAGCCUUGGUUGGUCGCCCAGGUGAACAGCGGGAAUUACCCGGGCUUGCGGUGGAUAAACUCUGAGCAGAAGCUCUUCCAGAUACCCUGGCGCCAUGCCACCCGCCACCUGCCCGCACAGGAGGAUGAGAACACCAUAUUUAGAGCCUGGGCUCUGGAGACUGGAAAGUACCAGGAGGGCGUGGACGAACCCGACCCCGCAAAGUGGAAGGCCAACCUGCGCUGUGCCCUGAACAAAAGCCGCGAGUUCAGGCUCAAAUACGACGGCACCAAGGAGACGCCCGUCCAGCCGUACAAGAUUUACGAGGUGUGCGACCAACCGUAUAACGGAGAUGCCGGGGAUGAUGAUGAGGAUGAGCUACCAGACAUUGUAGGUCUCUCAAUUGAUGGCAGAAUGGGAGAGGUGCCCGGUUAUGCAGCUUUCUCUGGCAUCCCAGGGGAGGUGCCCUUCAUAAACUCCGCCAUGAGUAACAGUUACCUGGCCCAGAUGGCAGUGCCACAUGGCGGGGUCCCUGUGGCCCCCGGCGGGGGCGUCCCCCUGGUCGGCAUGCCCCUGCCAGACUACCAGACCCCCGUCCCCCUGGUGGGCGAGGUGGGCGGCGGCUUCGGCCACGGCGGCAGUCUGCCGGGCGUGCACGUGGAGAUGGCCCCGCCCCCUGUCCCGGCGGUCAUUGAGGACAGCCCAAUGCUGGAGGUGCAGAAUCGGGGGGCGGGGCCGGUGCAGCCCUGUAUCUACGACCUGCUCAGCAGCCCCCAUAUGCUGCCCUUGACCGAUCUGGACAUUAAGUUCCAGUACCGGGGCCGGGCGGCCAGCACCCUGACCGUCAGUAACCCGCAGGGCUGCCGGCUGUACUACGGCCAUCUGGAGCCCACGCCGGACCAGGUGGACCUGUUCGGCCCUGUCAGCCUGCAGCAGGUCCUGUUCCCCGGCACUCAGGAGCUCUCCAACGACAAGCAGCGCUUCUACACCAACCAGCUGCUGGAUGUGAUGGACCGCGGCCUGAUCCUGGAGAUCGAGGGCCAGGACAUCUACGCCGUGCGCCUCUGCCAGUGCAAGGUGUUCUGGUCCGGCCCGGGCGUGUUCGAGCAGGGCCCACCCAACCCCAUGGAGAGGGAGAAGAGGAUCCGAGUGUUCAGUCUCAACAGCUUCCUGCACGGUUUGAUCCUGUACCAGAAAGGAGAAGCGCCGGCCCCACCCCCCUUCGAAAUCUACUUCUGUUUUGGAGAGGACUGGCCUGACAGGAAACCCAAGGAGAAGAAGCUGAUUAUCGUCCAGGUGAUUCCCGUAGUCGCCCGGAUCCUGACAGAGAUGUUUUCGGGUGAGCUCUCCUGGUCUACAGACAGCAUCCGCCUGCAAAUCUCCAACCCGGACCUCAAGGACCAGACGGUGGAGCAGUUCAAGGAGCUGCACAGACUGUUACAGAACCAGCAUGCUCAGGGCCAGUGGGGCCAGACCAUGUCCUGAGCAGAACGCUCCUGCUUUAAUUCCACACUGGGAUUGGAACCAAAGCCAUACCAGCACAGACUUCUGUUGUGCACACGCCUGUUCCAUGGUGCAAGGACCGGCUUUUACGGGUCUGUCUGAGAUGUCAUGUCCCGUGGUGCAUCUUCAGCUCCCAUGAUGUGUCAGCCAUUUUCCUGUAAGGAACAGCUGUGCUGAGAUCAAUGGAGACCAGGGGCCAAACUCUGGCAAACAACUAGCCAAUAUUCUGCCUACUGUAUAUUUGAUAAAUGGUUUUUAAGAGUGAGAUUUCACUUGAAUGUGAUGCUUCAGCACAAUAUUAAGACAUUGUGGUAUUUUUAUUUCAAUAAAAACCAUACCAGUAUGA